Messenger RNA from Toxorhynchites rutilus septentrionalis, 1465 nucleotides. RefSeq names its product all trans-polyprenyl-diphosphate synthase PDSS2-like. Gene Ontology annotation, biological process: ubiquinone biosynthetic process; isoprenoid biosynthetic process. Bases 28 to 1386 code for a protein of 452 amino acids. Gene Ontology annotation, cellular component: transferase complex; mitochondrion. Gene Ontology annotation, molecular function: prenyltransferase activity. NCBI's taxonomy places the organism in Eukaryota, Metazoa, Arthropoda, Insecta, Diptera, Culicidae. The transcript is spliced from 4 exons. The record is from RefSeq and is a predicted model, not a curated record.
AAACUUUUCGCGCUUGCAGUCAACACUAUGGCUCUCAGCAGGAUGGUCGCGUCGCGCGCGUUGCUCAGAAACCCAAUCGUUGGACAGAGUAAAGUUCUAGCCGUCUUCGGUUGCCGUGGUCUUGGCGAGGGUAAAGGGUUUCAAGUGGAACAAGCUCGCAAAAUCAGUGCUAGUUCUAGGGCGGGGGAAAAGUUGGCCACCGCCAAAGCCGUCCAGAAGCAUGACUGGAAUCGAGCCGUUAGUGAAGCGGAACAGAUCGUUGGUUAUCCGACGUCGUUUUUGAACCUGCGAUUCCUUCUCAGCGAUGAAAUUGCAAAUGUGGCGCUGCACCUUCGAAAGCUGAUCGGAAGUAACCAUCCGUUGUUGAAAUCGGCAAAAUCACUGAUCUAUAAUGACAAGAGCCAGCAGGCGUGGGGAUUGAUAAUUCUGCUGAUAUCGAAAGCAGCUGGCCACACGGCUUCCGUGCCUGAAAUGGACCAUGAUCGAAGCGUCGGUGUUCUCCACUCGCAGCGCGCCUUAGCCGAGGUGACGGAGAUGAUUCGCAGCUCCCAGUUGAUUCACAAUGGCAUAAUCAAUUUGCAGUCGACGAACAAUGCCGGAAACGAUCUCAGUGGGGAUAGUGAUAUGAUUUUUGGGAAUAAGAUUGCCCUGUUGGGAGGGGAUUAUCUGCUUGCUCAAGCCAGUAAACAAAUCGCCACUUUGAGAAAUCAGGAUCUCAACAUGCUGAUGACAUCCGCCUAUCGAGACUUAGCGGAGUCUGCUUUUAUCGGGUGCAGUGACGAUCAAAACAGCCCAUUACCUUCAAAGCCGGAGAAUUCGUUUGGAACGUCUUCACACGAAUGUACGCUGGAAGAAUUGGAUUUCGGCGAUGAGCAGAACAACUUGGAGGCGAUGAAAAUUGACGGCGUAAUGGGACAUCCGGAAAAAGAAUGGUCCCUGAGGCAUGUGUUGGGAGGUGGGAGCCUUCUUGGAAAAAGUUGUCAUGGUGCACUGAUGCUGGCCGGACAUCCUGAUGAGCUACAGAAACAGGGUUACCUAUUCGGGAAACACAUGUCCCUCGCUUGGCAGGCUUCUAUCGAGCUGCAACCUUUUCUCCAGAAUGAGCUACCCUUCGGAACACAAUUCAGUUUAGUGUCCGCUCCGGUUCUGUUCCACCUGGAGUAUGAUCCCCAAGUUUACACCAUCAUCGAAAAGGGCCGUCACUCAGUCGAAGACGUCGACUACUCCGCCCUCCAUCGGGAGGUCGUCCGUGGACCAGGACUAACGAAGACGAUAAAGUUACAACAGAAGCACAGCUUGGCGGCCAUGCAGGUGUUAAGCCGAUUUCCGCCUACGGAUGCCCAAAUCGCACUCCAGAAUAUUAUUCUUGCGAUGCAGCAAUUGUAGUUUCACGUUUCCGUACCAAUUUGUAUUAUUUUGUAAAAUGCUAAUAAAUAUUGAUUUACGUAAGUCUGAAAAACAUUAA